This is a messenger RNA of Racocetra fulgida, 636 nucleotides long. The record is from the annotation of a GenBank genome assembly. NCBI's taxonomy places the organism in Eukaryota, Fungi, Glomeromycota, Glomeromycetes, Diversisporales, Gigasporaceae.
AUGGUUGACCUUACACCCGACUUUCGCAAAUUAGUUAAUGAAAUUUCAGCCUCAAGCACAGAGAACGGCAUAAAAAAACGCAUCGAUAUUCUUCCGCCAGUCAAAAAGAAUGUACGGGAAGUGCAAGAUGAAUUCUUGAAGGAAGCUUAUCGAAUAGCUUAUUUGAACGUAUCAAGACAGAAUCCUUCAAAUCUUAAAUAUAGUACCAGUCCCACGUUUUUACUUAAAGACAAUUUGGAUCAAGGAUUAUCACCACGGAUCGAUCCUUCCAUAACGACGUUAACGGAUAAACAACGUGACGAAAUCGACCUACACGCAAAAACAAUAAUUCAACAAUGCCUUAACAGAAUAAAAGAAUUGGAAGGAACCGAACAAGAAUCAAAAUCUCCUUCACGGCCAUCAUCAGUAAUUCAAACUAUAAUAAAUGAAGAAUCAGAAACACCUACGAAAUCUGAUAAUGAAAUGAACAGUAAUAUAGAAAGUGAUUAUGAUAUUGAACAGCACUUAUCUGCAGAGCAGAAAAUGGUACUAGAAAGGGAAAAUGAAUCUAUGAUGAAGGAAUUAGCUACUACAUUAGAGCAAGUGAAGUAUGUAAUAUUCAAAUUUAUUAAUUUUGAAAAAAUGGCUAGAAAUUAA